Didymodactylos carnosus is the source of this 897-nucleotide messenger RNA. NCBI's taxonomy places the organism in Eukaryota, Metazoa, Rotifera, Eurotatoria, Philodinida, Philodinidae. The record is from the annotation of a GenBank genome assembly.
AUGAAAUGCACCAAUGUUCAAAUAGCUGAAUGCGAAUUUAAAUUCAAAUCGUUAAAACAUCAUUUAGGUGGAAUUAAUUCUGAUCAUGGAUUUUGUGCCGAAGACUGUACGAAUGUGGUGAAGAAAAUAAGUUAUGACCGUAUCUCAAAUUCGUUUAUUGGAUUUUGCACACCGCUCAACAAUGGAGUACCACAACCAAUUUAUUUCGAAACAGAUAAUUUCUAUACAUUAGAAAACUGGUUUAAAACAGCAGAAAAAUCAUCAUUAUUGAAUUUCCAUAUGAUUCAACCAAUAACAUCUAAUUUAUCACAAUCAGCUCCAUUCAUACUGUAUAAACAAAAUUUUACAUCAUGUUUAAAAAUAUCUUCGAAAGAUGUAUUAAGUAUGUUAACUGAAAAUUCAAAUACAACAGCAAUACGAUUUUGUUUAACCAUUAUUCAUUUAACAAUAUUAGCAUAUAUCGAUAAAACAAUAUCUGUUAGUGAUCGUAUUUAUUUUGCGUGGAUAACCGCUUUUAUGUGUCAAUUUUGGUAUAUGUGGAUUCAGUGUAAUUCAUUUAACACACAUUCGUUCGCUCCUAGAAAUAAUUCAAAAACAGCAGUGAAAAAUAAAAAGCGUGAUAAAACAAAAUUUUUUAUCACAAAACCAAUGUUUUUCUCCAUUGAAUUAAAUGCACAUAAUUUAACAUAUUUAACCAUGCAAGUGAUGAAUAAACAAUUACCACCUGAAUCAUUAAAUAUAUAUUUAUUUAGUUCACAAUCACGCGAAGCCACGUUUCGAAAUUGCAGAGCGUUACCUGGAACGUUUUCAUCAUCAACAAAUUUUAAUGUACAGGAGUUUAUCAAACGAAGUGAAAAAUUAGCUGUUUUAAGUGAAAUUAAAACAUAUGAGAAUUAA